Messenger RNA from Gymnodraco acuticeps, 2328 nucleotides. RefSeq names its product Wilms tumor protein 1-interacting protein homolog. NCBI's taxonomy places the organism in Eukaryota, Metazoa, Chordata, Actinopteri, Perciformes, Bathydraconidae. The record is from RefSeq and is a predicted model, not a curated record. Gene Ontology annotation, molecular function: transcription corepressor activity. The transcript is spliced from 3 exons. Gene Ontology annotation, cellular component: P-body; adherens junction; nucleus. Gene Ontology annotation, biological process: negative regulation of hippo signaling; positive regulation of miRNA-mediated gene silencing; regulation of DNA-templated transcription. The coding region runs from base 575 to 2227 and encodes 550 amino acids.
CUUGCUGAGUUGGUCGCAAUCAUUGUUUCUCUGCAGCAUUAACCACAUUCCAGAGAGGCGCAGCGCAUCCUGUCUUCAUCCCCGCAUUCCUUUUACGCAAACGAGUCCCCUGUGUAAAACGCUGUUUUAUUUAGAUUUCCGCACGCUUACUGGGCUCAGACUUACAUACAACGGAUAUUUAAGGCGUAUCCGAUUAUCCUGGCUACUUUGAUUUGAGGCAAAGGGAUCGUACGCGAAACUAGAGGAAAAACCAACAAGGGUAAAUUCCUCCGCGCAGCGCGCCAUUGACUGUAAAGACCUUUCAACUUAACAAAAACUGAAGUUGACAAACGUAUCCCUGUCGGCUGAAAACUGUGAGAAAGAGUUUGUUUCUUCGGCGAAGGGGGCAAAGCACAGGAAGACGAUGCGGCACACGGUGGAGGUUUAUAGACUGCGUUGGAGGUUUAUUUCUUUGUAAAUGAGCGACGGCUGUACCGCGGCGUUUUGUUUUGAUUUCCAUGUGAAAUGCAAUUAGUGCUCCGCGGUGCUCGCUAGUCUGCGGAGCGGAGCACACUCUCAACUUGUUUCUCACAACAUGGAGCACUACCAGGAGGAUCUGGGACUCCGGGCCAGCAAACUGAUGGAGGAUCUUUCCCUGUACGAUGCGUAUAAAGACGGGAUGUAUGCGAGGAGAGACUUGGUGAUUAACCCCGAUUUAGACUUUUCUGCUCCGGCGGUAGCAGAGCAUAAAAGUAAGCCAAUGAAUGGCACCUCUGUGUUGCACCAGCAGCAUCACACCGUGGAGAAUUUCACGACUGGGAAUAAAGUGUACACGGCGGCUCCGGUGCGCCCGGUCAACUGCAGCCGGACCGUGCCGGUGGAUUUCUGUGCCCCGCAGAGAGACGCGGGUUACGCAGACGAGGGCUGCUGCACCAAAUCCGAAGUGGCUCUGCCGUGCUACACCGGGGCUUCAGAGAGGCACCGGAGGUACUCUCUGGAGGUGCAGGGCCACAGGUACAGCACCGGGUCCACCUUCGACGGCGUGCCUCUCAACAAACCGGCUGCAGUGCCCGGCAACAGGUGUAACAGCGUCUGCAUCACCAGCAGCCACGACGGGAGAUACAACCCCACCAGCCCCCGGUCCAGCCUAGCAUCGUCCCUGUCCUCCCAGGAGCAGAGCAAGCAUGCGAGCCCGAGGUCGAGCCUCAGCAGCCCACGCACUAGUCUGGUGGUGCCGGGCCAGGACAGGUACACCAGCCCCAGGUCGAGUUUAGUGCACUGUGAGGGUGUGCAAAGCCCCAGAUCCAGCUAUGCAAGCACCGCCAGCGACACCAGCAAACACUCCAGCCCGCGGGCCAGCCUCAACAGCUGCGACUGCUGCAGCAAACCCAGCAGCAACAGAACCAGUGGCAUCAGCAUGGGCUACGACCAAAGGCACGCGAGCCCCCGGUCCAGCACGGCCAGCCAGUACUCCUUCACCACCAGCCCCCGGUCCAGUUACUCGGACUCACGGUACGGGCCCUCGGGCAACCAUGACCUGGAGGGGGCGAUUCUACACGGAGCCCCUCUGGCCAGCCCUCGGUCGAGCAUCUGCAGCCAGGACGGGAGUGCCAGACCCGGGACUUCUGCAAACUGUGUGGUGAGCCCCCGGUCCAGCAUCUCCAGCCACAGCUCCAGGAGCUCCCGCAGCUCCAGGGGGUCUAUGAGCACCUACCCAGACCUGCAGCUGCCCUCCCCCCGGUCCUCCAUGCUGGGCAGCGGUCUGCACGAGGACACGCUGCUGCAGGAGUAUGGAGACUCCAACGGGAUCCAGAACCGGAUCCACCUACAGGGGCUCUCUGCGGUGCCGGAGCCCCAGCAGCAGGCCCCCCAGCAGGCAGGGACAGUGGAGAUGAUCGCGGGGUCUCCGUCAUCGUUUUGUUACGGAGUGGCAACAAAGACAGCUUCCAGCCAGAGGUUUAAGAUGCCCUACCAGGUGACCCCCAGCAGAGAGAGCGGACCCAGCCAGGCGGAGCGGAGGCUGGAGGCCCUCACCCUGGAGCUGGAGAAGGAGUUAGAGAUGCACAUGAAAAAGGAAUAUUUUGGCAUCUGUGUGAAAUGUGGGAAAGGAGUGUAUGGAGCCAGUCAGGCCUGCCAGGCGAUGGGGAACCUGUAUCACACAAACUGCUUCACCUGCUGCUCCUGUGGUGAGUACUACUCUCUAUCAGGGGAAUAUAUGUUGGUUCACUUCAAUGUAUCGAGUGUGUGAGCUGAGUCUUAAUCAGGAUCUUUCCUCAUAAGGAAACAUUUAGCUUCUAUCCGUGUUCGUUGGGGUUCAGCCUUUGAAAACAACAUGUUUUUCUUCGCUCA